GCGGUGUGGUGGAGAUGAGAAAGGGUUUUGGUGCGUACUGAGUGAGGAAGAAGAAGAGAUGAGCGUGGAAGAUCUUCCGCGGAAGGAGGUGAACGUGCUGAAGGGUCACGAGGGUGCCGUAUUGGCCGCCAGGUUCAACGCCGACGGAAAUUAUUGCCUCAGUUGCGGCAAAGACCGUACCAUUCGCCUCUGGAAUCCCCACCGUGGCAUCCAUAUCAAGACCUAUAAAUCCCACGGCCGCGAAGUCCGCGAUGUCCACGUCACCCCGGAUAACUCCAAGUUAUGUUCCUGUGGUGGAGAUCGACAGAUCUUUUAUUGGGAUGUUGCCACCGGACGUGUAAUUAGAAAAUUUCGUGGCCAUGAUGGUGAGGUAAAUGGUGUAAAAUUCAAUGAGUAUUCAUCUGUUGUAGUCUCAGCUGGAUAUGAUCAAUCAUUGCGUGCUUGGGACUGCAGAUCCCAUAGUAACGAGCCAAUUCAGAUUAUUGACACAUUUGCAGAUAGUGUGAUGUCUGUUUGUUUAACAAAAACAGAAAUUAUUGGAGGAAGUGUUGAUGGAACUGUUCGAACUUUUGACAUUCGGAUUGGCAGAGAAAUAUCUGACAACUUAGGGCAACCUGUCAACUGUAUUUCACUGUCAAAUGAUGGUAACUGCGUUCUAGCCGGUUGCUUAGACUCUACUCUGCGUCUUUUGGACAGAUCUACAGGUGAACUAUUACAAGAAUAUAAAGGACAUACUAGUAAGUCUUACAAAUUGGAUUGCUGCCUUACCAAUACGGAUGCUCAUGUAACUGGUGGCUCUGAGGAUGGCUUCAUCUAUUUCUGGGAUCUUGUAGAUGCGUCCGUUGUGUCAAAAUUCAGAGCUCAUACCUCAGUGGUAACAAGUGUAAGCUAUCACCCAAAGGAAAACUGCAUGGUAACUGCUUCUGUAGAUGGCACCAUUCGAGUAUGGAAGACAUAAGAAUAAAAUGCAACCACAAACCUUAUCUGGUGUGUCCGCGCGGGUCUAACCGACACUAAUUAAUGUAAUGAUGCUUACUUGUCCAGUUGCAACUGGAGCCCACAGACUUUUUGUAGUAUAGUUGGCAAUCAAGUGGUUGCGAUACUGUUCUGUACCUACAAAUAUAUAUUGUGAUCUGAUCUGUAACUGGUGUUUCUCCAAUGAUCUAACCUCUAGUUCCUUUUAUUUGUAGGCUAGUCGUUUUAA
Gastrolobium bilobum is the source of this 1204-nucleotide messenger RNA. RefSeq lists its product as uncharacterized. The record is from RefSeq and is a predicted model, not a curated record. Gene Ontology annotation, cellular component: catalytic step 2 spliceosome. Gene Ontology annotation, biological process: mRNA splicing, via spliceosome. Gene Ontology annotation, molecular function: protein binding. NCBI's taxonomy places the organism in Eukaryota, Viridiplantae, Streptophyta, Magnoliopsida, Fabales, Fabaceae. The transcript has 8 exons. Bases 59 to 958 code for a protein of 299 amino acids.